Messenger RNA from Copidosoma floridanum, 823 nucleotides. RefSeq lists its product as uncharacterized. Gene Ontology annotation, cellular component: extracellular matrix. Lineage: Eukaryota; Metazoa; Arthropoda; Insecta; Hymenoptera; Encyrtidae. The record is from RefSeq and is a predicted model, not a curated record.
UCGCAGCUCCACCAGCAUAGCCAUCACCUCGAAUUUGUCACUCGCUCGAGACAACAGCCAAAAAUCGACAUGGUUCCCAAGGCUUUGGUUCUCCUCUGCUUCGCCGCUGGGCUCAGCGCCAUCCAAGCAGGAGUAGUGCCCGUGGCAGUCGCACCCGCACCGGUCCUCGCCAAAAUCGAGAGCAUCGACGCCCACCCGCGCUACAGCUUCGCCUACGACGUCCAGGACUCCCUGACCGGGGACUCCAAGGCCCAGUACGAGACCCGCGAUGGUGAUGUUGUCCGGGGCAGCUACUCCCUCAUCGAGGCCGAUGGCACCAGACGCAUUGUCGACUACACCGCCGACGACGUCAAUGGGUUCAACGCCGUCGUCAGUCGGGAGCCUGCCAUCGUGGCUGCUGCCCCGGUAGUGGCUGCCAGGACUCCAGUGGCUGCUCCGGUGGUGUCUGCCCCGGUCGUGGCAGCUAGAGCCGUCGCUAGUGCCCCCAUCGCUCGCGUCAGGGCCGUUGCAGCGCCGCUGGUCGCCAGGCCCGUGGCCGCAGCUCCGGUUGUGGCUGGACCGGCUCCGGUUGUGGGAGCUAGGGCCGUUGCCGCGCCGGUGCUGGCCAGGACCGUUGCUUACUCGCCGAUCCCGAGGGCUGUGGCUACUAGGGUGGGCUUGCCGCUCGCCUACUCCGCGUACGUCGUUUAGGCCCAACCGUUUGUUGUCGCGUUCUUCUUUUUCUUUGGUUUUUUUUUUUUUUUACGUAAAAAAUGAAUUUUGUUACUUUGCCUCUGUGUAUACUCGUUGUCAUUGUUACUUGCGAGCGUAUAUAUACAUUGAU